AUCCAGAAAGCAGGCAUGGCUGUUGGACUCUGGAGGAGCGAGCCAAAGCGUCAGUGACUGCCUUGUCACACACCCCACUCUGAAGAAGGGAUAUGCAUGCUCUCAACACCAGACAGAUCUCUCAGGAAAUUCCUAAUUUUGCCAAGGGUCACCUGUUCUCCGGGCUGGUUUGUACACCUGAAAAAGCUUCUAUUUUCACUUCUGUCCGGAGGAGUAUGACUGGCUGUGUAUGUUCCUGAUAAAGACCAUCCCUAUCCUCCACCUUUUAAAUAGCCUGUGAUCUGAAGCCCCGUGCCAGGAAGGUGGGACAUUGAGCGUCACUAUGGCAUCUGAGGACAUAGCAGCUGCUGUGGGUCGUGGGACCAUGCUGGAGUCUGCCGUGUCAGCCGAGACCAGAAAUGACUUUAUCACUUCAGACUACAGCAUGUCUUGGAGUCCAAGCAAAGCACGCCCACGUUCUCACCAGCCAGAAGUUAGCAACCAGGGCAGCAGAGGCUGCUGCUGCUCACCCCUCCCUCUGUCUCUGAAGUUAUCUUAUGACACCGGGCAGGGGAUGUUUUUGGAUGCAGGAUGCAAAUGCUGGGAUUACUCUAACCCUAAACAUGCUAGUGCCUUAGACCAGCUCAGCGCCACGUCUCUGGGGGAGCGGAGGAUGGGAGGGUUGGGUUUUAGGGCCUGGAAGGCUGGUUGCAGAAGGACCUGGCACCCCAUCGUAUCAGUUAGAGGGCACGGCGCGGAAACUCUGGCCAUCAGCCUGCGGGUUUGCAGGGGGCUGCUCGGCUACUCCGGAGUCAGACUCUCGGAGAUCCACCAUGUGCUGAGUGUUGACAACCUGGUCCACCCAUGCAGGAAGCUCCUAGCCUUUGCCAGAUGUGUGUGUCUUAGGGUGGAAUGGCCUCCCUACCUCUGCCCGGCUCAGCCUAGGUACGGGUACCGGGCCAGCUCCCAGAAGACCUCUGUGUAUGCCUGUCUGACCGGGGCCCUGCUGGAGGCCACCGCCGCCAUCGGGGCCCGCAGUGCUCUGCCCAGAGUCACUGUGUGCUCCACUGGCCACGCCAUGCUCAAAGAGCGUCAGAUGUGCAGCAUGUUAGUGUCGAGCGCCCUUCCGCCCAACAUGAUGGACAUCAGCAAGGAGCUGGCUGAGCUGUGCCACCUGAUCCAGUUCCCCGAGGAGAUUGCUCGGAUCCUGACGGAGCAGGAGCAGCAGCUGUACCGACGCAUCUUACCCCUGGACUACCUCUGCUUCCUCACUAGGGACCUGGGCAGCCCCGACUGUAGCAAGCACCUGCACCCCAGCCUCGAGGACUCGCUGUCGGGCCCGGCCUUGCCCACGCAGACCCAGAGGAACUCUGUGGAGGACCUGGUCACACGAUUCAAUGAGGUGAGCUUGUGGGUGACCUGGUUAAUCCUGACUGCGGGUACCAUGGAGAAGAAGAGAGAGAUGUUCUCCUACCUGGUCCAUGUAGCCAAGUGCUGCUGGAACAUGGGCAACUACAACGCUGUCAUGGAGUUCCUGGCUGGACUACGGUCUCGUAAAGUGCUGAAGAUGUGGCAGUUCAUGGACCAGUCAGACAUUGAGACCAUGCGCAGCCUGAAAGAUGCCAUGGCGCAGCACAAGUCUUUGUCCGAGUACAGGAAGGUGGCACUUAACAUCCCAGGGUGCAAGGUGGUGCCCUUCUGUGGUGUCUUCCUCAAAGAGCUGAGUGACGCGUUGGAUGGAGCAGCCAGCAUUAUCAGCCUGCGCCACUCACCGCAUGACUUGCCAGAGUUUGUGACGGACUACGGCGGGCAGGAGCACUUCCUGCAGAGGGUGGGGCCAGACGGACUGCACAGCCACGUGAAGGAGGCCACGGUCAGUAACAUCCUGCAGAUCAUCCGCUCCUGCAACCGCAGUCUGGAGACGGAGAACUGGGACCACCACAAAGGCUUCACCUCUCACAGGAACUAUUUCAUGGACAGGAACCAGUUUGUGGAGGGCGACCUGUCUGAGCAGGCUAAAGAGGUGGCAUUCCAGGGCACCGAGGAGACCCACCGUUCCUUUAGCCACGGCACAGAGCUCAUCCCCUGGUACGUGCUCUCCCUCCAGCCUGACAUCCACCAGUUCCUCCUGCAGGGAUCCACCGUCAUCCACUACGACCAGGAGAGCCACCUCACCGCUCGCUGCUUCCUCCGCCUGCAGCCCGACAACUGCUUUCUGACCUGGGUUAAUCCCCAGAGCGGCAGCCCCCCCACAGAUCCCCCAGGCCUGGGUCAACCCGUUGUGAGCGGCCUGGCGGAGGGCCUGCUGGACAUCUCUGUGGUCAAGGCUGUGUUCAUGGGCCACCAGGGGGUGGACAUGUUCGCUGUGUGUCUGCAGAACAAGCUGUGUAACACCAUGAGGGCCGAGGAGAAUGGGGUCAGUCUGCUCUACGGGCUCCAUACUACAGACAACAGGCUACUGCACUUUGUGGCCCCCAGGCACACAGCCAGCAUACUGUAUGAGGGCCUGGUGGAGCUGGUCAACGCCAUGAGGAAGCUGAAGAAGUUCCCAGAUAAGAGGCUGCACUGGCUCAGGAGGCAGUACAUCCACCUCUAUUGGGAGGAGGGCAGGUUUGAGGGUCCCACCCUAGCUCAGGCCAUCAAGCUGUUUGGGGGGCGGUGCUGGAACAUGGGCACAGAGAAGCCCAGCACGCAGAAGAACAGCUCCACCACCAAGAAGAAGAAGAAUGCUCUCGUCAGGAAAUACAGCGGGGAUGCUACCGAUGACGAGACGAGCCAACGUAAAACCAAGAGCUGCAAGGACACCCUGUGCAGAAACGGGCCGGAGCUAUAUGACAGCGUGCACCAGGAAGAGUUAGAGGACGGCUUCCCUGGACCCCUCCCCCAACCGUGCUGCAAGAGCCCUGGUUCCCUGACCUCUGGCUCCCUGGCUUCCUCCCCCAUCCUCUCAGGCAGCACCAAGGCCCAGCCAGGUGCAUGGAGCAGCAAGAGCUGGCACGGCCUAGGGAAGGGCUACUUCAAGGGCUUCCAGGACCUCAUGAGCUCUGACAGCACUAUGAGCUUCAUCGAGUUCAUCGAGCUCUUCAAGUCUUUCAGCAUUCGGAGCCGUAAAGACCUGAAGGAGCUGUUUGACACCUACGCCGUUCCUUGUAGGAGCUCCGGCCCAGAGUCUGCCCUCCUCUACACCACCCUGAGGAUUGACGACAAGGAAACGGGACUGCAGCCUGACCUAGACUUGCUGACCCGUAAUGGAUCGGACCUGGGCCUCUUCAUCCGAACACGCCAGCAGACGUCGGAAAACCAGAAGCAGAUCUCGGACGCCAUUGCUGCAGCCAGCAUCGUGACCAAUGGGACGGGCGUGGAGAACGCCUCUCUAGGAGUGCUUGGGCUGGCCAUCCCACAACUCAACGACUUCCUGGUCAACUGCCAGCGGAAACACCUGACCUACGAUGAGAUCCUCAGCAUCAUCCAGACAUUUGAGCCUUGUGUAAGCAUACGUCAGAUGGGUUGGAUGUCCUUUGAAGGUUUUGCCAGGUUUUUGAUGGACAAGGAGAACUUUGCAUCUAAGAACGAGGAGUCUCAGGUGAAUGCGGAGGAGCUCCAGUACCCAAUGUCAUACUACUACAUAGAGUCCUCUCACAACACGUACCUCACUGGACACCAGCUCAAAGGAGAGUCCUCCGUGGAGCUUUACAGCCAGGUGCUGCUGCAGGGCUGCAGGAGUGUGGAGCUGGACUGUUGGGAUGGAGAUGACGGAUCACCCAUUAUUUACCACGGAUACACCCUGACCACCAAGAUCCCCUUUAAGGAUGUGGUGGAGGCGAUCAAUCGCACUGCUUUUGUCAACUCGGACAUGCCGGUCAUCCUGUCCAUUGAGAACCACUGCUCUCUGCCCCAGCAACGCAAAAUGGCUGAAAUCUUCAAGGCGGUGUUCGGAAUCAAGCUGGUGAGCAAAUUCCUGUUUGAAAGUGAUUUCUCUGAUGACCCGCUGCUCCCCUCCCCCCUGCAACUGAAGGGAAAGAUCCUCCUCAAGAACAAGAAGCUGACAGCCCACCAAGCUCCUGUUGACAUUCUCAAACAGAAGACUCACCAGCUGGCCCACAUAAAGGCACAGACCGGCAACGGGGCUCCUGGUAACCACGAUGAUGACGAUGAAGAGGAAGAAGACGAGUAUGACGAUGACUGCGAAUCCCUGUCUGAUGAUAACAUCCUGAAUGAUAAACCAGAAAGGAAGUCAUCAGGUGACAAGGAAGACCAUCCCAUCACUGAUGAGAUGGCCAAGAGGAUGAAGAAAGCAGACAAUGCUGUAACUAAGUACAAAGGGAAGGUAUUUGACAUAGAGCUGGAAGAAGAGUUAUAUCCCCCCCAGAACAAGAAGGAGAGUCGACAGAUCGCUCAGGAGCUCUCUGACCUCAUCAUCUACUGCCAGGCCGUCAAGUUCCCUGGCCUCUCCACCCUCUCUCAUUCAGCCUCUGGCAGAAGAAAAGACAGAAAGAACAAGAAGUCCGUCUUUGGCAUGGAUCCUGGUCGUAGUGGAGGCAGCCCCAGGGAGGCGGUACCAGGGAAGGGUAGCGUGGAGGGCAUCCGUCUGAGCUGGGAAGAGCAGACAUCGCCCGUGCUCAGCCCCAAUGCCUCAGUGAGUGCCGUCAUCCACACUCCCAAGUGCUACCACAUCUCCUCUGUCAACGAGAACACUGCCAAGCGCCUGUGCCGCCGCAACUCAGAGAAGCUAAUCCAGCACACCACCUGCCAGCUGUUAAGGACCUACCCGGCCGCCACACGCAUCGACUCAGCCAACCCCAACCCUCUGCCCUUCUGGCUACACGGCAUGCAAGUGGUGGCUCUCAAUUAUCAGACUGAUGACCUGCCCAUGCAGUUGAACACAGCUCUGUUUGAGGCAAAUGGGCAUUGUGGAUAUGUCCUGAAACCUCCAGUGCUGUGGGAUCGCUGCUGUCCCCUCUACCAGCAACUCUGCUCCCUGGAGAGAGACGUGGAGAGCAUAAGCCCAACACUCUACUCUCUGACUAUUGUGUCUGGGCAGAACGUGUGCCCAGCCAUCGGCGCGGGCAGCCCCUGUGUGGAGGUGGAAGUAAUGGGCAUGCCCGUGGACAGCUUCCAAUUCCGCACCAAGCCCAUCCACCGCAACUCGCUCAACCCCAUGUGGUCAGAGCACUUCCGAUUCCCCGUGCACUUUGAGGACGCCUGCUUCCUGCGCAUCGCUGUGGUCGAGAACAACAGCUACCAAACCACUGCUCAAAGGAUUCUGCCCCUACGGGCCCUCAAACCAGGCUAUAGACACAUCCAGCUGAGGACGCAGCACAACGAGCCCCUGGAGGUGUCCAGUCUGUUCAUCUAUAGCCGCAGAGUAGAGGAGAGCCCCACCGGCACAGCCCUGCCUGCUGCCAUGCUGUUUAGUUCUGAGGAGCGGAGGGCAGCCCAGCAGCACAAAGUGACUGUCCACGGUGUGCCAGGUCGAGAGCCUUUCACUGUAGUGUCUGUGAAAGAGCAGACCACCGCCGGACAGCUACUGGACACGUUGCUGAUGUCCACAGAUGGUGCCAGUGAGUACUUCCUUUGUGAGGAGAAGGUGUCACUGGGGAAGGAGCGCAGUGACCGUAAGAGGUGUCCUCAGCAGCGCCCCGUAGCCCCUGAGGAGGAGAUCAUCAGGGUUAUCAACAGCUGGCAGCCCGAAGAGGGAUAUGUGGGCAGAAUCUGCCUUAAAACCAAGGAAGAGAUGGCCCGUGAGGACAAGAGGAAAGGCAUCUCGUUUGUCAGCGAACUGAAGAAACUGACGAGUUGCAGCCAGAGCGUCGUUGCCCUGGCCGCACAAGAGAGCAGCCACAGUAAGGAUGAAAGCAGCAGGGCAGCAUACUGUGUGCCUCUGACUGAGACCCGGGAGUGAGACGCUCAGUCUGCAGUGUGUGGAUGGAGUCCCCAGAAGGGUCUCCCUCUAUAGGACUCGAAGGCCUGGGUGGUGGAGGGCUGGGCGGAGGCGGAGAGGCUCCUCCUGUGGGGUGGUGACCGUCCUUGGGAGCAGGGCCCACACCGGCUAUCUGACCUCCAGACAGUGUAUGAACUCCAGACAGUGUAUUUAGUUGAGGUGCAGGAAGCAGCAGUAGCUGCGGCUACCAGCCUUUCUCUUGCUAAGAAUGAGGGCAUUGUGAAUGUGGCCAACAAGCUGGCUUGUUGUUUGAUUCCCUUUGGCUGCAUUUACACAGGCAACCCAAUUCUGAUCAUUUGCCUAGUUAUUGGCAAAAUAGCUGAUCUGAUUGGUCAAAAGGCCAAUUAGUGAGAGAAAAAACGAUGCAGGCCUUAUGUCCCAAUUUUCACAGUACUGUAAUUUAUAACUAUAUAGUUGUGUAUUUGAUGAUAUUCAGUGUUUUGCACGUAGUAGUUUUGCUGUUAUAUUCAGUAUUUUUUUAUCUCCAUUUUUCCGAUGGUUUAUCUUGUUUGAUAUGAAAGUGUGCUUCAAAAGUAUUGUGACGGUGACUGUUUUUGUUUUGACUCCUUACUCCCGCACUUUGGAUUUGAAAUUAUACAAUGAUUAUGAGUUUAUUAAAGUGCGGACUGUCAGCUUUAAUUUGAGGGUAAAAAAUAUUUUGUCAUUUUGGAGAAUCUAAGAAUCUAAUAUGUUUCGAAACACUUCUACAUGAAUGUGUAUGCUACCGUUAUUACGGAUAGUCCUGAAUUGUAUUGUGAAUAAUGAGUGAGAAAGUUAGACACACAAAUAUCAUACCCCAAAAACAAUGCUAACCUCCCCUGUUAUUGUAAUGGUGUGAGGUAAGCAUGUCUUGGGGGUAUGAUAUUUGUGCGUCUGUCUUACUCAUCAUUAUUCAUUAUCCGUAAUCAUGGUAGCAUCCACGUUAAUGUAAAAGUGUUAAGAAACAUAUUCAAUUCUUAUUUACAAUAAAAGUGACACCAAAAUGACAAUGCAUGAUUUACCAUUCAUUCCUAUUGGUCACAAAAUAAUCUGAAACACAACCACAACAAACUGCAAAUCCAUCCAAGUUUGUAGAGUUACAAGCUUGAAGUAAUCAUAGCGUGCUAGGAAUAUGGGACCGAAUACUAAACCUUUGACUACUUUAAUACACUGGAGUACUCACUGUAUGAUGGUGUAUGGUGUUUGAUAUGAUAUUUGAAAACAAAAUGAGAUUUUGGUUUCAAAUUCAACUCGUCAUUGCAGCAGGUCCAAGCGUAUCAGCACUUGAGAACCCCAUCACCUCUUGAUGUCAAAAGCAAGAGGUUUUCGAAUACCCAGGUAUAAUUUAUUUUUGUAAAACAUCAAAUCAAAAGUACAUUUUUAAAGGGGCAAUCAGCAAUUCCUACAUCCAUUUUUGGACUGAUAAGUACCCAUUUGAUUCUUGAAUAAUAUAACUUUAAUUUAAAGGCCUCAUAAGCUUAGUUCAACUGUCGUACCCCAUCAGAACCCAAAAUGUAAGCUUGUUUUACUCCAAUGUUUGCAAACCAACAAAAUGUAAACAAACUAUAUAGCCUUGAAACAUGGUUUAAAGUUUAAUUUUGAUAUCAUGGUUGGUCAAUCCUUGCAUCCAUAGCUCGGUCUAUGAAUUUGAGUGAUUACAUUUCUCCAGCCCCGUCCCUCAACUAUCAUAAUGUCAAUACAGGGUUUAGCGAUUUCUGAUAUUGUUCCUAAGUUGUUUAUUGAUGAAAUUGAUGAUAGUAUUAUACUGAGUUGUCUACUAGGUGUUUUAACCUAUGCCCAUUUCAGUCUGUUGUCCGAAACUUGUUUCAAUGGGGGCCCAUGUUGUUUCCCUCCUUAAUUUAGAAUGUGGAUCACUAAGUGUGAGAUUUGUAUAACAGUCAGUCCGUAGUUUUUUUUCAACUUAGUUUUAAAACAAACUUAUACUAUGAAGGUGUGGCAUUUCUAAUGAAUGAUUUAUAUUGUA
Messenger RNA from Oncorhynchus mykiss (rainbow trout), 7883 nucleotides. It is a transcript of the gene plce1, whose product is annotated as phospholipase C, epsilon 1. The record is from RefSeq and is a predicted model, not a curated record. Lineage: Eukaryota; Metazoa; Chordata; Actinopteri; Salmoniformes; Salmonidae. Gene Ontology annotation, molecular function: guanyl-nucleotide exchange factor activity; phosphatidylinositol-4,5-bisphosphate phospholipase C activity. Gene Ontology annotation, biological process: release of sequestered calcium ion into cytosol; phosphatidylinositol-mediated signaling; Ras protein signal transduction.